AAGGGUUUUUUUACAAGACACACGCAAAACCCCGCCUUGGCUUCUCUACCAUACCACUACCAUUAUCUAUCAUUGACCUUUGCCUUGAGUAGUAGUAGUAUGUAACAACAGAACCCAGGCACCAGCACCAGCACCAGCACCAGCAUUGCCAUUCAGUACCAAGACCAAAAGUAACCAGUACUACUUUCAAUACUUACCACCAUACCAACUUGAACUACCAUUUGAAUCACAAUUCUUUUUGCGCAACGCCCUGCUACUCGAGUUUUUUUUUCUACACUAUCUAUCCUAGGUAUCUAACCUACAUCAUUCCACCCCCAAGGCACUACUUGCGGCUACUACCGUAUUUGUCUACUUAUCCAUACAUAUUCUUUCAAGGCGAUUGAAAAUUUUGACGAUCAGCAAAAACCAAGCACCACCCCCGUGCACGAUAUUGCCCCUCCUUCUGUACAUGUCCCUCCGACCAUACUAAUCCAUCCAUCUCCUACUACACCUCAAUACGUUCGCGGUGCGACAAAGUAAUCUCUUUUCGCCAUGGGUCAAACCCUUUCUGAGCCUGUCGUCGACAAGGCUUCCGACAAAGGCGAAGAUGAUCGAUUGUUGUACGGCGUGUCUGCUAUGCAAGGAUGGCGUAUCAGCAUGGAGGAUGCCCACUGCACUAUUCUCGACCUUUUGACGCCCGACGGUGAAGAGAAGAAGGUUCACCCUUCGCGAUUGUCCUUCUUCGGUGUUUUUGAUGGACAUGGUGGCGACAAGGUUGCUCAGUUCGCCGGAAAAAAUAUAUUCGAUAUCCUCAAGAAGCAAGAUACGUUCAAGGCUGGCAACUACGAGCAGUCUCUCAAGGAUACUUUCCUUGCGACUGAUCGAGCAAUACUCAGCGAUCCUCAAUACGAAGAAGAGGUUUCCGGUUGCACCGCUUGCGUUGGAUUAAUUACUGGCGAGAAGAUCUACAUUGCCAACGCUGGCGACUCGAGGAGUGUUCUAGGGGUUAAAGGCAGAGCGAAGCCGCUCUCUUUUGAUCACAAACCACAGAACGAAGGCGAGAAAGCUCGAAUUACUGCCGCUGGCGGUUUUGUUGACUUCGGUCGUGUCAACGGCAAUCUUGCCCUCUCCCGAGCUAUCGGAGAUUUCGAGUUCAAGAAGAGUGCCGAACUCGCACCUGAACAGCAGAUCGUGACUGCGUACCCAGACGUUGUGGCACAUGAGAUCAGCGACGACGAUGAAUUCUUAGUCAUCGCAUGUGAUGGCAUCUGGGAUUGCCAGUCUUCGCAAGCAGUCGUUGAAUUCGUUCGGAGGGGAAUUGUUGCGAAACAGGAGUUGGAUAAGAUCUGUGAGAAUAUGAUGGACAACUGUCUGGCGUCGAAUUCUGAGACUGGUGGUGUUGGUUGUGACAACAUGACGAUGGUAAUCGUGGGCUUCUUAAGAGGCAGAAGUAAGGAGGAAUGGUACGAACAGGUUGCCAGCCGGGUGGCUAAAGGCGACGGUCCUUGUGCCCCUCCCGAAUACGCUGAAUUCCGAGGACCUGGUGUGCAUCACAACCCGGACGAGAGUGACACUGGUUUUGAUGUUGAUAUGGAGAACAAAUCUAAGCCAUUUGGGAUCGGUGGGUACAAGGGCCGCAUCAUCUUUCUUGGCGAUGGUACUGAAGUCCUCACCGACUCGGACGACACCGAAAUGUUUGAUAAUUCCGAAGAGGACAAGGACCUCGCAAGUCAGGUGUCCAAGAACUCAUCUGUCGAUGGUGAUGCCGACAGUAAACUACCUCCUCGAGCUCCUUCGCCUCCCCCGCGAACGCCAAAAAAGCAGGAAGACAAGGCCCAAACGAAGACUAACGAGUCUAAGACUCCCACCUCAACUACGACGGAAACGACCGCAGAAGCCUUAAAGGAAGAGCCCAAAGAGGCCAAAGCAGAAGCUGCUGCCGUCGCAUCGAAAGACUGACUGUAACAUACAUACGUACAAGUUUGCUAGGCAGGAUAGCGGUCAGGACUGUAUCGUGGGGCGGCCUAACCCUGUUCGCCUGGUAACUAUUAGGAUUCUCAUCCCCACAUCACGCCCGAAAUGAACAGGGAGGUUUACGAAAGAGCAAUGAAGAGGUUUGAUUAUUUGGCACAUGUGGGAACGACGGAAGGGAUGGGGAUGGGAGGUGCAGGGACGGAUUUGUUCUACCUGGACAAAGGGACAUGGUACGACAGAGACUCAAGGCACGCAAUAGGACGAUUGGCACCACGUUGUAUUUGAAGCCCCACGAUGUAAAGUUGGAGGGUUUUUUCAACGAAUUACAUUCCGACUCUUCAAGGAAUUUUGACAACUGAGGGGUGUUCCAUAUGCUAUAAGAACUACGCGAAUACUCCCCCUACUUGCAUCGAUUCUAUAGUUUUCUUAGGAGUGCUGAAGUAGCACUUUUGAUAAAAUGCAUCAAUGUCAUCCCAAAGAACCUCUUCACAGAUUCCUGCCUUUUCUUCUUUCUUUUCUUCUAUAUUCUUUUUUUUCUUUUUUCUUUAAAUAGAUACCUGUUUAAUGUAUGAAUUUCUCCGACAGUUUAGUUGAUGUGCAUCCAAAGACCUCAAGAUUCGUACAUACUACAUACUAUUAACAUACUAUUAUUACCUUAUGUACGU
Molecule: messenger RNA, 2618 nt
Organism: Hypoxylon fragiforme
Lineage: Eukaryota; Fungi; Ascomycota; Sordariomycetes; Xylariales; Hypoxylaceae
Product: PP2C-domain-containing protein
Exons: 7
Coding region: 532-1938 (468 amino acids)
Biological process (GO): protein dephosphorylation
Molecular function (GO): cation binding; protein serine/threonine phosphatase activity
Source: RefSeq, a predicted model, not a curated record